UAUUGCUACCAAGCACACACAUAAAUAGUUGCAAGCUUAGAAUCAAGCUGUUACUUCCCUGAAGAAAUGGCUGAAGCUCCUCUUAAAAUCUGGCAGCACGCGAUUCCCUUCUCCGUCAACCUCCGCCAUUCUCAGCCGCACCCUGUCCAAGUCCACCAGCCCAAGCCCAAGACCCGAAACAGCCCAAUAGAAGAGUAGAAGACAAGAGAGAAUUAUAUUAUGAUCUGGAUCUUAGAAAUAGAGAGAAUCCCAUUCCCCAUUGCCACUAUCACUCCCUCAUUCUCGUUGCUACUGCUUUCAUUCACCCAUUACUGUAGCUUCAGGACUCAGGAGAGGCGUUUGGAAUGAUAAAGACUGGUGUGUUGCCGAUCAAGGCAGUGAAGUUUCCCACUACAAAGUUUGAAGGGUCUAACCAGUUACAAUACAAAGAAAGAAAGAUGGAGCUCAAUAUAACACGCCCUGAUGAUUGGCAUCUUCACCUUCGUGACGGUGAACUUCUUGAAGCUGUCGUCCCCCACAGUGCAACUCAUUUUGGACGGGGAAUAGUGAUGCCAAAUCUAAAGCCCCCUGUCACCACCACUGCUGCAGCUGUGGCUUACCGAGAAUCUAUCUUAAAAGCACUGCCUUCUGGUAGUGGCUUCACUCCUCUUAUGACACUUUAUUUGACAGAUACCACUAGUCCUAAAGAGAUCAAGCUUGCAAGAAAAAGUGGGGUCGUAUUUGCUGUAAAGCUUUACCCUGCUGGUGCCACAACAAAUUCCCAAGAUGGAGUCACAGAUCUUUUUGGAAAAUGCCUACCUGUCCUUGAGGAGAUGGUUGAACAAAAUAUGCCUCUGCUGGUUCAUGGGGAGGUUACAGAUCCUGAUGUUGAUGUAUUUGAUCGUGAAAAGGUAUUCAUCGACUCUGUUUUACAACCUUUAAUCAAAAGGCUUCCACAGCUGAAGGUCGUCAUGGAGCAUAUAACUACUAUGGAUGCUGUUAAGUUUGUUCAGUCUUGCGAAGAAGGUUCUGUAGCAGCAACAGUUACUCCACAGCAUCUUCUUCUGAAUAGGAAUGCUCUAUUUCAAGGAGGAUUGCAGCCUCACAACUACUGUCUGCCUGUACUCAAAAGGGAGAUCCACAGACAGGCUCUUGUAUCAGCUGUUACUAGUGGAAGUAAAAGAUUUUUUCUUGGAACUGAUAGUGCUCCACAUGAAAAGCGAAGAAAAGAAUGUCCUUGUGGUUGUGCUGGUAUAUACAGUGCCCCUGUUGCUCUAUCAUUGUAUGCAAAGGUCUUUGAAGAGGCAGGUGCUCUUGACAAGCUAGAGGCAUUUACAAGCUUUAAUGGGCCAGACUUUUAUGGCCUUCCUCGGAAUACGUCAAAAACAAAGCUGAGCAGAACUUCAUGGAAGGUACCAGAGUGCUUCUCAUUUCCAUUUGGAGACAUCAUACCAAUGUUUGCAGGAGAAAUGCUUGAGUGGCAGUCGUCCUUCAAUUGAUUCCAAUUUCACAAUGACAGACCUUAUCAGUCAUCCUUUAACUGAUUCAUCUCUCUAGGUAGCGCCUUUUUUAAGUUUAAAUCUUUGUAAUAUUUUUAGUCCUGCAUUGCAGUAUUUGCUAACCAAUUUUCAUAUUGUUUUUAAUAAUGUGAAGUUUAAUGUAAAAUUAACGGCAUGUUUCCAACCUUUGAUGAUCCAUCUCUGGCACAAUGAAGGAAGGUUAACUUAAGCUGUUUGAAUACUUCUUGCAUGUAACUGAUUCCAAGAGUACUAUGUGAAAUUUUGCUGGCGACAUAACUCUUGUGCCAGGAGCCUUGGAGUGUAUGGGACAUGCCACAUACAUUUACAAUUGUGAGCUUUCAAUUCACUGAAUUUCUUUCUCCA
Rosa rugosa (rugosa rose) is the source of this 1862-nucleotide messenger RNA. Its product is annotated as dihydroorotase, mitochondrial. Gene Ontology annotation, molecular function: dihydroorotase activity. The coding region runs from base 345 to 1478 and encodes 377 amino acids. Gene Ontology annotation, cellular component: chloroplast; cytoplasm. The transcript has 9 exons. Gene Ontology annotation, biological process: 'de novo' pyrimidine nucleobase biosynthetic process; pyrimidine nucleotide biosynthetic process. The record is from RefSeq and is a predicted model, not a curated record. NCBI's taxonomy places the organism in Eukaryota, Viridiplantae, Streptophyta, Magnoliopsida, Rosales, Rosaceae.